Molecule: messenger RNA, 1168 nt
Organism: Aspergillus alliaceus
Lineage: Eukaryota; Fungi; Ascomycota; Eurotiomycetes; Eurotiales; Aspergillaceae
Product: mitochondrial import receptor subunit TOM22
Exons: 3
Coding region: 104-562 (152 amino acids)
Biological process (GO): intracellular protein transport
Cellular component (GO): mitochondrial outer membrane
Source: RefSeq, a predicted model, not a curated record
CGUCACUUCAACCUCCACUCCAUCCAACACCGCACGCCGUCAAUUCACUUUAUUUAUUCGCAUAUUUUAUAAUCCUCAAUUUAAUCAACCAGCAACAGUCAAAAUGGUUCAGCUCACAGAAGUCGAGGACGAGCACUACGCCCAGGAGAAGCCUCAGGUCACCAAGAAUAAUGUCCUUCUUGCCUCGGAUGAUGAGGACGAAGACUACACUGAUACCGAGUCUGAGAUCUCCGAAGACUCCGAUGUCGAGCUCGAUGGCGAGACCAUGUACGAGCGUCUGUCCGCCUUGAAAGAUAUCAUCCCUCCCUCCGCCCGCCGCCAGUUCAACAGCACAGUUUCCGCCGUCACUUCUUUCACAAAGUCCAGUCUCAUGUUCAGCGGUCGCGCAUUGUGGGUUAUCAGCACCAGUGCUUUCCUUGUCGGUAUCCCAUUCGCUCUUGCCUAUGCGGAAGAAGAGCAGUAUGUGCAGAUGGAGCGCGAGCAGGGUAUGAUCAAGGGUGCCAAUGAGAUGCUCGCCCCCGGUGUGACUGAGGAGCAGAAGCAGGCUCAACCUACUCUGUAAAUGGACCUCGCUACUAAAGGCAAAGGCCGCAGCAGGUAGCAUUGACCAGCCGUCAACAGUCUUAACCUAUAGUCUAUACUCGAACCGCCUGUUGCUGUAAAGCCUACAGCAUUAUACGUCAUCGGUCUGCCUAGGGCGGAAUAGCCGAUAUGUCAAACAAUGACUCUUGGUGUUCCCGAUAUACAUGAAUCAAACCAUGGUUGAAUGGAAAAAAAAAGGUCUUGAAAACGAAACGGUAGGCAUAUCCGCUUGCGUUUUGACAAGGGUAUACGAAAAAAACAUGAUAUUAAACAAUCACCUGCGGUUUCCAAAAUAUAAUUCACGGGUUUGGGCCGACGUGGCAAUUAAAAAAAGCAGUGGACUUAAUGGUUAUGGACAUGGCUUUCAUCCACCUGUCAUUUUCGGAGUCUUUGAUCCUUCUUUGUACCUCUUUUUUCUCCCCUCAUGCCUCUUGUUUCUGGAAAUCCUGGAGCGGGCAAUGCAUGUAUCUGUAUAACUUAUACUUAUUCCUUUUCUUUUUUCCGUUUCGUUGAUGUUUUGUCUUACUUAUUUUAUCGAUAUAUGUUUCUGAAUAAUGGAACGUGAAUGAUUAUAGAAGUAUCAUAA